AUGGGCUUCCUGCAGCGCUGCGUGGGCCGGAGCUGCCGCCUGUUGCUGCCGUCGGGGCAGCGGGGCGCGGGCACCCUCGGGGCGUGGGGGGCUCUGCCUUGCGAUCGCCUCCCCGGGGGGCGGCUGUACAGCGCGGGUGAGUUGCGGGGCGAAGCGCCCUCGGGGUGGGAUGCCGCCUCCGCUCCUCUUCUUCCGGCGAGGGGGCUGCAGAACUCGUUCCGCGAAGCGCCUCUCCGCCCCGGGAUGGGCGCGCAACUUUCGCCCUCGCCGCGUGGUGGCUCCGGCGGGCAAAUCCGAGUUCGGCAAAGCCGGGCCAGGCCCUUCCACCCACCCACCCCGACUCUCUUCAGUCCGCAACCCUUCCCGUUCCCAUCGUCCCUGACCAUUGGCCGAUCCGGAGUCCUGCAGGGUCCUAUCUCUCCAUCAGGCGUUACUCCCAGAGAAACACAGCAGGGCAUUCCCUGGUUGCACACAACUUUGAGGAGUUGGGUAUUACUGGAAGAAAUCAUAAGACUUGUACCCCUUGGCCCUUUUUCUUUGCUUACCCACCCAAGCUAGUACUUGCUAGCUUGGCAUGGGGGGCUGUUAUGAAAUCUGGCUUGGCAUUUCCUUGGGCUGUGCAAACUAGAGGGGGGAUGGUCUGUUUCAAGUGCAUCCUAGUCGGUGCAUCCUAGUUGGAAGGGAGCACGAGGAUCAUCCAGUCCAACUCCCUGCAAUUCAGGAAUAUUCCUGAAUUCUCCUGUUGGCACAGCUUGGCAUCUUCUGGGGUGCAUCUACAGGUGCCUUAGGAAGAGCUGUAGCUUAAGGUGAAGUUCCCUCUGACUUGAAACGGUGAAGAGCUGGGAGUUCCAGCCCUACUUUCCCAUGCCCCUGUGUUGGCAAUGACUCCCAGGGUGGUGGUCAGAUGCUGCUGGUGUUCCCUUUUUUAGCAUGCAAACUAGUAAAAAAAGGUAAAGGACCCCUGGACGGUUAAUUACAGUCAAUGGGGUGCAGCACUCAUCUCUCUUUCAGGCUGAGAUGGUUUUACCAUGCAAACUAGUAUCCACACACCAGGUGGGAAGAAAAUCUAGCUUUUGGAUCUCUCAUCCCCAGAGAGCAGCAUAACUGACCUACGUAUUGGAAGAAGAUAGAGCUGCUACUUUUUCUUCUCUCUGGAAAACAGAGCCCUUGAAUUACAUCACACUCUCCUUUUGGAGGGGGAAGGGGGGGAGCUCCCUUUCUUCCCCCAGAUUGCUACAUGUUAAAGGAGCUUGGUUAGAGGUGAAUGGACUCUUCUGGCCUACCGUACAGGACAGUUGUAAGGAUUGCACAGUCAGUGUAUGUGAUUUCCCGAGAAGGAGACACUUCAGCUUGUUAUAGCAAAUGCCCCAGAAGAGAUUCCUGGCAGUGGCGUCCUCAGAGACUAAUUAGCAGAUUCAUUGUGACAUAAAGCUUUUGUGGACUAGUCGACCCCACUGCGUCAACUGCAGCUGCUGGGAUUCCUGGCACAGAUUUCGCUUUAAAUGUAAUAUCCUAUAUUUAAUGUAUAGGAGGUGCUUGGAGCACUUAACUGCAUGAUAUGACUGCUAAGUAUUAUUCGCUUAAAAGUUGCCCAUUUCCCUCCCUGCUGCCGUCUGCUGCUUCUGUGUCUUGAGGCUGCAGUCCCAUCCACCUGCUUUUAGGUAGGUCCCCAGUGACUAAUCAGCCUGCUUGCUUUGCAGGGCUAUCGCUCUCCUCCUGCAGAAAGCAAGGCCCUCUGGGAAAGGGGCUAGGUGGAUAUGCACCACUGGGCAUCAAAGCCUUUUUGCUGUAUUCCCAAAAUUUUGCAGGAGAGGGAGUGGAAAAGAGGGGUGAGCUUUCCAUUGCCCCUCCAAUAAUGCUUCCUUACUCCCUUCACUUUUAGGGAUCUUCAGUUUGAUUUGCCAGCCAUCGUGCCUACAAAAUAACCCAGCAAAUACUUUAAAAAAACAAACAUUGUAAAACAGCAACAUUAGUUUUACAGCUUGCAGUCUACUACCUGAGGGUCAGAGUAACCGCGACACAUUUUGCUGCCGCCAGAGCAAAAUUGGCUGCUUUCUGUGUGUUUAUCACAAUUUCUACCAUAUUCUGUUUUUUACUACUUUGGCUAAAUGGAGGGGAAACUGUUGCAGAACUCAUUCAGAAAUAGAACAGUGUUCUAAUGUAUAUUAUCCUCAGCCGAUGACAAAUUCAGCCAUAGCCCUAAACAGGUGGAAAUUGUAGUGAAAUUUAGUGCCAUCUCAAAAUUAGGGCAUUAUGAUGAAUCACCUCGAGAUCUGGUGCCCUGUCAUCUUAAACUUAGAGCUCCAAAAGGUUUGAAUUGAAGCCCAGGGAAACAAUCUACAGAAAACCGGGGGGGAUAGGGAGGAUGAAAGAGUACCCUGAAAGGAGGCCUGGCUGGCUGGCUCCUGCAACACUGAACAGUCUAACCACCCUUUCUUUGCCCAAUAGGUGUCCCUGGGCUGCAGGAACGCACACUGAUCGCCGUGAAGCCAGAUGGGGUGCAGAGGAGGCUGGUGGGGGAUGUGAUCAGACGCUUUGAAAAACGCGGAUUCAAGCUUGUGGGUCUCAAAUUGCUCCAGGUACGCUCACUGGGUGCUGAAAUGGGGGGCAAUCAAGGCUUGCCAAGCACUCAGGAAACAUUGGGGUAGGUUGGAGCGCUCCUUCCUGUUUCUGUAGGGAUCAGCGAAUAAGAAGAGAAUUAUCCAUGACCCACAGCCUUGCUCCAGGGUGGGGUGGGGAGGGAAGUUUCAGUCCCUCCCAGGGAUCUAAAUGUUAAUGUUGUCAUCAGCCACCUUCAACAAGGUAGAAGACACGGACAGGUAGCCCUUCCUCAAGGUGCUCCUCUGGGGCAAGGGGUUCACGAACCCACAAAAGCCCCCAUCCCUUGGACCCAAAGACAAUCUACCCAUGCCAACACGUGCCUCGGCGUCUCGUAAGCAGUAGGCUCUGCCCAUUUGAACGUCAAAUGCCCCUUUGUUUUGGCAGGCCAAUGAAGGCAUCCUGGCAGAACACUACCACGAACUGCGCCGAAAGCCGUUCUAUCACGAGCUGAUCAAGUACAUGACCUCUGGGCCUGUGGUUGCCAUGGUAAGACAGUCUCUCUUCCCCAUCCCCUCUCACCAAUACCCAGAGGCCCAUCUAGUCCAUCAUCUCUUCUCACGUCAGCCAACCAGAAGCCCCAAUGGGAAGCAGACAAAUGGGACCUUUGGGUGCAACAGCAGUUUCCCCUCUGGUGAUGCACAGUAAAUGGCCUUCGUAGGCAUGCUGCCUCUGAUAGAGGAAGGAGAACAUUUAGCCAUUGUGCAGGGGCAGAUCUAAACUAAUGAAGCUUAAACUCUCGGGCCCUAAUCCCAGAGGGGUCCCAGAAGCGACUUUAGUCCAUGUUGCUUACAACAUUUUAUAUCGCACCAGUGACACUGUACAGCAGUUUCAAUCGAAAUCUGAGAUGUAAUAGUUAAUUGCUUUUCAUGUUGUGAUCCGUCAUGGAAUAGCCCCAUCAAAGAAGAUAACGGGUUACCCAGACCUCGUUGCAGGUUGCACAGGGCCCCCCGUGACAAUUCAAUCUCCAGACCCCAGAAAUGUAGGUCCACCACUAUUAUUGUGGGAUGCAAAUGCAAAUCUGGGUACUGCUUUGAGGAUGCUCUUGUAUCUUGGAUAUGGGAAGAACAGUUUUGCAUAGGUAUUAGGCAUAAGGGUGAAGGGAAGCUCCUGUGUGCUUCAACAGAGGAUUCCGCCCCCCGCUGCAAAUUGCCAGGUUGGGCCCCAUGGUGCAAACCAAGCCCAUAGCCAGCUACAAUGCAUUAAAUCCCCUCUGCCCCACCCUUCUAAGCACCCCUUCCGUAUCAGGCACUCUGUACUUCAUGAAAGGCACUGAUAGAGACAUAUUGCCUUGUUUAGCUGUUAGCAGGAAUGUCAGAACCACUGGCCUUUGCCCUUUUUUCCUAUGGUGUCCUGUUUCAGGUCUGGGAAGGCUACAACGUUGUCAAAACCUCCAGGGCUAUGGUGGGUGAGACAAAUCCUGUGGAAGCCAAGGCAGGCACCGUCCGGGGAGACUUCAGCGUCCACGUCAGCAGGUAGGAGUGGGACCAAAAUAGCAGGAAAUGCAGGCAGUUGUUCUGCACAGAGUCCAUCUAGCUCCGUAUUGUUUGCACGGACUGGCAGUGGCUGUCCAGGUUUUUCGGGCAGGAAGUCCCUCUCAGCUCUUGCUGGAGAUGGGAUCUGGGAUGUUCUACCUGCGAGGCAGGUGCUCUGGCACUGAGCUCUGACCAGGCCAGUCUUGACUUGCUGGUGCUUCUAGGUUCAAACUUUGACACGAGUCUCUGGCCUGGUUACCCAUGGAAAAUGCAAAACGCUGACUCUUUUGGUUAAGUCUCAUUUCCUGGUCUGGUGAAUCAUUUGUUUAAGUACGCUGCAGAAUAGUUCCUCCUGCCAUUAUGUAGUUACCUGAGAGGGUCAGUAUGGAAAAUGAGCUUUCUGGGUCAAACGAAACCAGUGUUCAGCAGUGCCAUGUAUGAAUAAUAGGGGAAGGGUGUUUAUAUGAACCAAUCAAGAUGUUGAAAUGUCAGUAUGAGUUCCGACACUUUGUGUUGUAUGAUCUUUCUUUGCUUUCUCAUUUUUCCAUUCUAUUGUAAAUUCCAUUUCACUUUUCCAUGUGUGUGCUUAAAAAUCCUCUUCCCUUAGUUUGUGAUCUGUAUUUAUUACUGCCUACAUUUACAGUGGAAUAAAAUGGCCGAAUGGCCUAUGCUAGCUGGAACUACAGAUUCGGGGGGUGUGGGUGUGGGAAUCAAGUUUUAAUUUGGCGUUUUUAAAAAUGUCCUUGCUAAUAGAAAUCUUGCAGAGCAAGAGUAGACUGGGCUGAACCUUCGUUCCCUGAUGUGUUCGUUCUUUCCUUGUUUUUGUUUGAGUGAGCGUUCUAAAAGUCCUCCUUCAUGCCUAAAACAGGUAUUAGAUACUAGAUUGCCCCCUGGGAAGUUCCUUUUGCCUCUGGAGGUUCUGCAGGGAAACUCUUGUUCCAUCAUUUUACUGCAUUGUAGUGGCUUCUUGACUCAGCCCCAGGUAAGGAUAGCUCAAGAUAUUGCCUUAGGGCAGCCACACUGUAGGCAGACCCAGCUGUUCCUCCUCGGGAAUUCUGUAGCAAUUCAGGAAAGAGUUCUUGGUCCCCUCAUCCAUCUACAACUUAUUUGGGGGAAGUAGGUUGUAACAGUUAAAAGGGAUAUAAAAUUGGGUGGGUUGUUUUUGUAGCUGUAGGAUAGGAAGGACCUUAACCUACGAUAUGCCCUCAUUGUGAGGUUUCCCCUGUAAACAGGAACGUUGUCCACGCCAGCGACUCCCUGGAGACAGCCCAGAGAGAGAUCAGCCUUUGGUUUCGCAGCAACGAGCUGAUAGACUGGGAUUGUUGCGAUCAGAAAAUCCUGUAUGAACACUGA
Molecule: messenger RNA, 5426 nt
Organism: Podarcis lilfordi (Lilford's wall lizard)
Lineage: Eukaryota; Metazoa; Chordata; Lepidosauria; Squamata; Lacertidae
Source: the annotation of a GenBank genome assembly